Molecule: messenger RNA, 1010 nt
Organism: Triticum dicoccoides
Lineage: Eukaryota; Viridiplantae; Streptophyta; Magnoliopsida; Poales; Poaceae
Product: extradiol ring-cleavage dioxygenase-like
Exons: 3
Coding region: 68-865 (265 amino acids)
Molecular function (GO): ferrous iron binding; zinc ion binding; dioxygenase activity
Source: RefSeq, a predicted model, not a curated record
GUGUGUGUUCACGGCACAGUGAAGCCGCGCCCAAACUAGGCGAGAGACACCACCGUCUGCGGCCGUCAUGGACACCUUCUUCCUAUCGCACGGCGGCCCCACGCUCUGCGUCGACGAGACGAUCCCGGCAUGGAGCUUCUUCAAGUCCUGGCUGCCCGCGGCGGUGGCUGGCACGCAGCCGCCGCGCGCCAUCCUGGUGGUAUCGGCCCACUGGGAGACGGCCAUGCCGGCGGUCAACGUCGUUCCCGGCAUCAACGACACCAUCCACGACUUCUACGGGUUUCCCGAGUCCAUGUACCAGCUGAAGUACCCUGCUGCUGGCGCCCCCGAUCUGGCCAGGAGGACCAAAGAGCUCCUGGAACAAGCCGGGUUCGGUCCCGUGGAGGAACACCACGGCCGUGGGCUCGACCACGGUGCGUGGGUGCCACUGAUGCUGAUGUACCCGGAGGCUGACAUCCCGGUGUGCCAGCUCUCGGUUCAUGCCGGCCGCGACGGCACCUACCAUUACAACCUCGGCAAGGCGCUGGCUCCCCUCAGAGCGGAGGGCGUCCUCGUCCUCGGCUCCGGGAGCGCGACGCACAACCUGAGCAAAAUGACACCUCACGAGGCGCCGGUGCCGCAAUGGGCCUCCGACUUCGACACCUGGCUCGAGGAUUCGCUCGUGGGUGGAAGGUACGACGACGUGAACCGCUACGACGAGAGGGCGCCCUACGGCAAGGUGGCGCACCCAUCACCGGAACAUUUUCAUCCGCUGCACGUCGCGCUCGGCGCCGCGGGGGACCAGUCCAAGGCGGAGCUGAUCCACCGUAGCUGGACCAACACCAACCACUCGUAUGCGUCGUAUCGUUUCUCCAAGAAGAACUGACGGCCUCGAGCUGUGUCACUCGGCUCGAUGUCGUGUCACCUCACAGUAGCUGGAUCUAUGCAACCAACGGCAACUGCUCAAGAGCGUGCCUGGUCGUACUAUAUGUAUUGCUUUUUUUUAGGUGAACUAUGGGCAUGUUUGGUUA